AUGGCAUAUUUGUAUUACAAAUGUAAUUUAGGAGAAUCCAGAAACGAAAGCGGCAGCAACGUAAUCAAGCUGUGCCUGCUUGAAUAUUGCUUAUAUUGCUGCAGUAAACUACAGUUUUGCUCUGCGGUGCAACAGCGAUCACCACGUCGUCUCUGGGAUCACUGGUACUUCUGGCUUGGCGUUACAUUUCUCGCUGCUUUUGUCGCUUCUUCGGUGAGCAACUACAUGGUCAAUAAUUAUACACAUAACGUUCAAGGUAUCCCGUUCCGACAUAACGCACACAUCAAUGGUAACGGACAGAACAACCCGGGGUUUAAUCAGCGAUCCGAUCGGAACCAAAUAUCCAUAAGCGUAAUUCCCACGACGGGGACGUUCUGGUCGCAGGGGAAGGUGCUGGUGAUCGGUGGGCAACCGGGCAUCACGCACAUGAAAGAUUGCAUAAGAUUAUCUUUUGCAGGAAGAAAGUGUGUGUGCACGAGCAAAGUCUGCAAGGAGGCCGGAACGGACACUUGCAGAACGAGAUUUUUCUGUUACACCGAACUUAUCUUGACGACGGGACAAGCAAUUGGUGAAAGUACGACCACGAGAGGAUGCACCGAGGGUGCCACGCCGCUGCUGUGCGAGACAAAGUCCUGGGUCACGGGGUCGCGAUCGCUCAACGUCGUGGAACCGUCGGCGAGUCCCCGGUUCCUCGUGCCCUGGCCCAAAUUGAAAUGCUGCAACAGCCACGACUAUUGCAACGCCGGUAAUGACGAUGAGAAUGACGACGACGACGAUGACAUUGGGGAAAAUGCUAGCACGUGGACGCACGAAAGGAAGCUGCAGCUGGAUCAGGCACGCGGAUCCAUGGAUCGCGAGACGUCGAAUCGUAAUGCGACGUCGACGAUGCGACGUUCCGAACGGAAGCAGGAAGAUCCGUCGAGAUCCUCGGGAUCCGACCGACUCCUUCGGGAUCGUGUCACAGCUUUGCACGUCGCCGCCUUUGUCCUCGCCGUUGCGGCUUUCAUAUCCGUCCUGGCGUCCUGCUACGUGGUAACAAGGUUCCUAAACAGCAAUCGUUACGUGAUGGGUACCGUUGAUUACUUGUGAAUGUGGUGACAAAAUAGUUACAGUGCGAUUAGAAUUGUGAUAUUUUCCCCCGAAUGUGGGAAUGCGCGAAGAAACAUAGGUAAAGUAUCUUACCACUUUUUUUGUCGUCACGAAAAAUUGUAAUAAACGCAAGCUUGUGUCAUUGCAGCGUGGAGGAAGGAACGUGCGCGCGUUUGCACGCUGGCGUCGCGGCGUAAUCGACGUUUCUCAUUCGCUCGCAAGAGAAUCGGCCUCUUAAACGUGCGCUCGUCGGUGCGGAUAUAAUUCUUGCAGUUGAUCUCUCGUAUGCGUCGCUGAUCGACUAACGAACGGGAAAUAUAAAUAGAAGCCGGCCGUGCGGGAGAUAACUGCUGCCGACAGGCCGGCCGAGACUGUAUUAAGGCGAUUUUUUGUGUUACGCUCACAAACACACACACACGCAUACACAUACACACGCUGGACAGCUCUCGAGAAUUCUCCAGGCAGCGGUAGCGCCGGCACGGCCGUCGAAGAGAUUGCGAGCGCAAGAUUGAAUAUCGCACGCCGACAAUAUUAUCUCAGCGGACAGCGCUCUGCACCUAUUAACCCUCGAUGGUCCAACUGAUUUGUAUCGGGAUCGAUGUCGCAGCGCGGAUGGAUCUCUCAAGCUCGAAGCCGAGCUCGAGAGACGAAGCGAUAGCUCGAGUUGGGUUUAAUCUGAUGACACGCGGACGGAACUUGUUGCUAUUUAGAAUACGUAUCGAUUAGUACGUGUGUAAUAGAUUGUUAUUACAGGAUCUAUUUAGAAUAACGUUCGGAGAAGACCUUCGCAAUGAGCAUGCAUUUUCGCGAUCGGGUGCUUGCGCGACGGAGCUUCCUCAAUCGUGAUGCCGCUUUAAAUUAUGCGUAUCGUAGGGUAACGAAGUUACGCUCAUCCUCAUUUAGGAGUAACAGCAUGUCGAGGAAAGUCCCAGACGCAGGCAGACAGUCGGACGACUCGAGAUGCGAGACCCGAUGAGUAUUCAGGGACAAUGCUUCCUGAAGAGCAAACGCUGGCCCACCGUGCUGGCUAUCCUUUGUUCUACGUAUCGACUAACGGCGGGCCCCGAAAAUUCCUGGUUGCCGGGAAGGGCAGGGGGAUCUUCGAAGGGCGCCCGUUGCGCCAGGUGCCCCGGCCCCAGGCCAGGCCGUUCCUACGUAAUUAGUCAUCUUUCAGGUUGCCGGACACACACGUGUACACAUCCUGCCGAUCGAAAACGAGAAAAAACCGCAGCGAAAUAACGCACGCACAGUACGGAACCCUAACGUAGUCGUAACGGAACGCUGCGUCAUCGUGAGAAAGAAAUUUCACCCAACGCAAAUGAGUCGACGUCGCGUCGUGACGUCGCGAGAGUACAGUGAAUCCUCUGUGAGUUCGGCGUAAACCUGAACCUGAACUAAGCUGGGUACAACAGAGAGAUGCCAAAACUUCGCAGGACUGAAGUUUUCUUCUGUGAAUGAAUGUGCCGAAGAUGCGCGUUCUUGAUAUCCUAAUAUCAUAAAAAAUUUACUGCGAUUAAAAGGAUUUAUUGAAUAUUUUAAGAAUAAUAUUUUAAGUUUUAUGCGAGUAUGCGUGUAUG
Messenger RNA from Ooceraea biroi (clonal raider ant), 2666 nucleotides. RefSeq lists its product as uncharacterized. NCBI's taxonomy places the organism in Eukaryota, Metazoa, Arthropoda, Insecta, Hymenoptera, Formicidae. The record is from RefSeq and is a predicted model, not a curated record.